AUGCGCUCGUUCCUUACCUCCCGACCGUUAAAGAAGCUCGAUAACCCGACGAACGAACCGUUCGAGGUUACCGACAACGUCUAUAGCAGCUUUAAACUCAAGCUCUUCGAGUCAAUAAAAGUUCACCCAGUCUUCUACCCCGGACGACUACGAAAAGCUCCUAAUGACCCCACCCCCGGUCAAAUCAUUCCUGAACCUGACCCGAUUAAUAUCACUGGCGAACUUGCGUUGUUAGCAAACGCUUUAUCCACGAACAUAAAGAGCUUCGCCGUCUUUAAGUUUAAGGGCACGUAUCCUUUAUCAACGAAAGAGCUAAAGCAUAAUAAAGUCUUUAGCCCGCUCGCUAUACCAUCCGAAGAUCUUAGCGCUUUUAGCGCAGCUCUUGAUAAUCCUUUCGGCGCGCAGCUUAAUUAA
Molecule: messenger RNA, 414 nt
Organism: Drepanopeziza brunnea f. sp. 'multigermtubi' MB_m1
Lineage: Eukaryota; Fungi; Ascomycota; Leotiomycetes; Helotiales; Drepanopezizaceae
Source: RefSeq, a predicted model, not a curated record